Colletotrichum spaethianum is the source of this 2634-nucleotide messenger RNA. RefSeq names its product centromere/kinetochore protein zw10. The transcript has 8 exons. The record is from RefSeq and is a predicted model, not a curated record. Gene Ontology annotation, biological process: mitotic spindle assembly checkpoint signaling; endoplasmic reticulum to Golgi vesicle-mediated transport. The coding region runs from base 1 to 2634 and encodes 877 amino acids. Lineage: Eukaryota; Fungi; Ascomycota; Sordariomycetes; Glomerellales; Glomerellaceae. Gene Ontology annotation, cellular component: RZZ complex.
AUGGCUAUCGAUACAGAUACAAACGCCUCUGCGCAAAUUGGAAAGGCCAUUGUCUCCUUCGCGCUUGAAGGGCACUUCCCCGACGAGCAAGUGUCUUCGCUGUCGCUAUCCUCUUCCGACCUGUCACCUGCGAUCGAGGCACUGGGGAAGGCGAAGGGGCACCUGGAGUCCGAAAUCCACAAGAUCAACGAGGAAACCAAGGGCGAUGUCAGCUCAUGGGUGAACAAUGCAAAAACGCUCCAAGAAGACAUCCUACGAUCCAAGAGGCUGGCCGACGACAUUGUCCGACAAUCAGAGGCCCCACAGGUCUCGGGGAAAGCUAUACAAGAUGCCGAAGAGCAUGCUCACUUUCUCGAGAAGGAGGUGGUGUACACAAAACAGCUUCACCAAGUGUUACGAGGCAUACAGCAUGUGAAUGAACUCUUGAGCGAGGUUGAGCAGGCGAUGAACGAGCGGCGCAUCAUCGAUUCGCUUCGAUGGUUGGAAAAAUCGUGGGCAGAGCUCGACGCCAUUCCCGUCAACAAGAAGGCUUGUCGAGUUAUGAGGCUACUGGAUCUACGAGCCUUCGAGCUCAAAUCGCACGUCCACGACGUUUUUGACCAUUUAUGGGCGUCACUCGUUCACACAGACCUAGAAGCUGGGUCCCUCGCUAUCUACAACAAUCUAGAUGGUGAGCAAAUGACCCUCUCAGAAGCCAUCAUUGGCCUUCAAGCCUAUAAGGAGGUCGAAGAUCGAAUGGCAAGACUUUGGCAUGAUGUCGACAAGGCCAUUGUGUCUCCAAGAAUGGACGCCAAAGCUUUGUCACUGCCUUCUAUCCGUGCUGAUGAGGUUGGUCUCAAGCACUAUGCACUGUUGUUAGCUGCUAACAUACAACAGAACGUCGUCGAAUUGCAUGGAGAAGCCGGCAGGUCAAUAGAUGAGCUCUUGACAGACCUCCACAAACUGGUCGAUUUCCUGGCCAAGAGACUGACGCCUGAUCUCCUGAUGUUCUUCAGUCCCAUCAUGAUGAGCGACGUGGUACCAAGACUCAUUCAGGUGUGGCUAGACUCAGCAGUGCCUUCGACACUGAAAGAUCUAGACCAGUUUCAGGCUGUCAUCCAAUCUGCUCGAGCCUUUUGCGAGGUUCUCGAGGCCAACGGAUUCACAGGGUUUACGGAACUCAAGGAGUGGGUCGGUAGUGCUCCGUCAAUAUGGCUUGCCAAAUGUCGAGAGACGGCUCUCGAUUCUGUCAGAGUCAAGAUGUCCAAUGGCCUUGGUGCGCCGAAACAAGUGGAAAAGGUCGAAAAGCAGAUGGUGUCGAGGUCCGAAGGCAAGGAGUUGACUGCAAACGGCGUAGCUGGCACUGCAACGGAUGACGACUGGGGUGCUGCAUGGGGAGUCGACGAUGAUGCAGAGCAGCCAGCUGAGGCAACAGGAAACGCUCAAAGCACUCAGGAAGAGGACGAUGGUGCCGACGCUUGGGGCUGGGACGACGACGACCAGGUGGCGGGGGGUACGGAAGAAACCAAAGACCCGCAGCCGCAGCAAACAGGAGACGACGAGGACGACGCGGCGGAUGCUUGGGGAUGGGGAGACGACGAGACGACGGAGCCGCAGCCCGAACCCAAGCCCCAACUGGCAAAGACCCAGACCAAGAAACAGAAGACGGCGCCUACUGAGCCGGACGAGAGCAGGGAAAUGGUCCUUAAAGAAACAUAUCACAUAUCAUCCAUGCCGGAGCCAGUGCUAGAGCUCAUCCUGGCCAUACUCGAGGAUGGUGCGGCACUGACACAGCCAGAAUACGAAAGCAGCCCCGUGGCAGCCGCGGCGCCAGGCCUCUUCAGUUUGCCGACAUUUGCGCUGGCCAUGUUCCGGGCAGUAUCGCCGCACUACUACUCACUAGACAUUGGCGGGAAUAUGUUCCUCUACAACGACGCCAUGUACCUGUCUGAAAAGCUGGCCGACCUGGCGUCAACGUGGAAGGCCCGCGAGGACCUGACGACUCGCGCCCAGAACAUGCUACGCAUAGACAACGACAUUAUCAGCCUGCAGAACUUUGCAACACGUGCAUACACCAAUGAGCUUGGGGUGCAGAAGACAGUCCUUCGAGACCUGCUAGGAGGCGAUCAAAGUCUCAUGCAACAGGACGAGCUGGAUAGCUGCGUGGACUCGGCAGUAGCACGUGUCCGAUCCCUGGCGGUGACAUGGGAGUCGAUUCUGGCACGUUCGGUGUGGUAUCAGGCGGUAGGGUCGCUCGCCGAUGCCAUCUCGUCCAAGAUCAUCAGCGACGUGAUGGAUGCGUCGUCCAUCGGCCAAGACGACGCGUACAGGAUUGCGCAACUCAUUGCAAAGAUCACGGAGCUUGACGACCUCUUCCUCCCAUCGCGAUCAACAGGCCAGGGGGAGCAGCCUGGGGCGGACGAGAUUCCGACGACGGCGCAGUACACGGCCACAUGGCUCCGACUCAAGUUCCUGAGCGAGGUCCUCCAGUCCAAUCUAAAUGAGGUCAGGUACCUCUGGAACGACAGCGAGCUAAGCCUAUACUUUUCGGCGGAUGAGGUUGUAGACCUCAUCGAGGCUAGCUUUGACGCUAAUCCGCGGAUGAGGGAAACCAUCAGGGCGAUUCGGGAGAACCCAAGCCCCAUGCACGGCUAA